UUUGACAGAUUUAAGAAAGGAUGUAUUUUUCAAGAAGAUAAGUCAAGUUUUACGUAUAAAUUUGUUAUUGACCUAUGACUAAUGAUGAAUCAUGUUUAAAUAUUGAACCAUUGUUUAUGAGACUUACUUAUUAUUUGAUUUCGAUACAGGUAAUAAAUCGCGCAGUGUGACUUCUACUUAAGUCAUGAACGAUUUAGAUAAACAGUUGGCCGAAUUGGCCCUAAUAAAUAGGAAAGAGCUUACACCAAGCCUCCAAUCUAAUUCCGGUACAUUGGGUAGAAAAGUGGGCCCUGCAGUACCACCGAAACCGAAAAAGCCCCAACCUCAGGUUCCUCAGUCCUAUCCUCUCAAACAUUCUUCGGAACCUUUAUACUCUUCUGGGCUUUCAACAAACUCUGCUCUAUACUCUAAUGCUUCAUCAAACGCUCAUACAUACGCUAACAGCGGACGGAUGUCUUCCACUUCCUCCAAUCAGUCGAUUCCACAACAAAGGUACCAAAAUACUUACGCCAAUUUACCUAGAGAUGAUCAGAGAUAUUUGAAUCAGUAUAACGCUGGACCAUCUCCAUCCUUAUCAUCUAUGGCUGGGUCAACAAUGGGACAAAGAGGUUACGAUCCCAGAUCAGAUCAGGUGACUUACAGUAAUAUCCAGGUUGGGAAUAGAGUAAAGCCUGAAUCCUUGGUGUAUUCUAACUUGAUGCAUCCUCAAAGGGGUGGAAGCAUGUAUAGCAACUUGAAUAUGGGAUCCCCUGCUCCCCCAUAUGGUAACGGAGGUGCUGACGAUUUACCCCCACCUCCCCCACCGUUAACUUCCAAUCUUGGCGAUUAUCAGCCUUGUACUGUGAACACCAAUUUGCCACCACCGCCCGAGGAUCUCGUUGCCCCUCCGUCCCCUGUAAGUUCGAGCUACAGCGAACUGCGCAGAGCCACUGGUCGCGGUCAAGAUUAUAGCACUUACGGGAUGGGUUCGCAGUAUGCCGACUCAGAUUUUGGAUAUGGGAAUUCCUCCAAGGCUUCCUCUACUUAUGAAUCCAUUUACGAGCCUAUUAAUCCCAGGCCUCCGAGUCAGCUGUCUUCUCGCUCAAACUACUCUUUAUACGCCCCGUAUGUGAGCGGAAACAAUAGCGUAAUGACAGGUCCUUCGCAAUCGGCCAGCAGGAUGGGCUUGAACAAAGAUCAGGAAGUCGACAGCCUGACUGAUCUGCUUGUUCAAGGUCUAGAUAAUGAUGACAGCGAUAUCUUAGACACUUACGGUCAUUGUACCAAGUGCAAAGAGAAGAUUGUUGGGGCAAGCAAUGGUUGUACGGCUAUGUCCAGGUUGUACCAUACGAAAUGUUUCACUUGCCAUCAGUGUGCUGUAAACCUACAGGGAAAACCAUUCUACGCUUUGAAUGGUAAACCCUACUGCGAAGAAGAUUACUUUAACACUUUGGAAAAGUGCUGCGUUUGUCAGAAACCCAUCAUGGAUAGAAUUUUGAGGGCUACUGGAAAACCCUAUCAUCCCGGUUGUUUUUGUUGUGUUGUUUGCGGUAAGAGCCUGGACGGGAUACCUUUCACGGUUGAUGCUACAAAUAGAGUUCAUUGCAUCGAAGAUUUCCACAAAAUAUUUGCUCCGAGAUGUUGGGUAUGUAAGCAGCCAAUUAUGCCCGAACCGGGUGAGGAAGAAACCGUCCGUGUGGUUGCUCUUGAUCAUAGUUUCCAUGUUCAGUGUUACAAAUGCGAAGACUGCGGUCUAGUGCUCUCAUCAGAAGCUGAAGGGAGAGGUUGUUACCCGCUAGAUGGUCAUGUGUUGUGCAAGAGUUGCAAUGCGAAAAGAGUACAAGCGAUUUCAAAUAACAUAACUACGGAGCUUUAAAGCUUCUACUACUUAAACAUACAUUCCAAGCUGCAUUUGGCAUCGGGUAAUUUGAAAUAUAACAAGUCGUAAACUGCCUGUAACAUCAAUUCCUGACGAAAGCACAAAGCAUGUUGCUUCUGUAAGUAACAGUUGUUCCUAUUGCAUUAUUAAUUCAAGUAUUUUUUUUUGGAAAAUUAUCGAACAAAGAAGCUUAUAACAAGUGUAAUAUGAGUAAAUAUGUGCCAUUUAGUAAGUUUAUUAUACAAAUAGUAGUAUUUUACUCAUAACUGAUUUAUUGAACUUUUUUGUAGCUUUUCAUUUUAGGUAUAUUUCAUUUUUAUUUUUCAUCCUUUUAUUCAUCUAUAUAUUUUAGGUCUUAUUUUUUAGUUAUUACUAUGAUUUUUGGCAACCUCUCGGUUAAGUAAUUCGUUUAUUAAGUUUUAGCAUUCCUUAGGCUGUUGAUUUAGAAAUAUGAGCGUAUCAAGCAAACAUUUGUGAAAUUAAUCUUAUUGAACUCUUUUUAUUGAAUCGAAAAUUUGCUCAAAGUUGAAAUUAUUGAAGUAUUUUUGGGAUUUCAUAUCUUUUUAUUGUGAUGUUGAUUCUUUGAUGAAAUUUCUUAUAUGUUGCAUCAUAUUUGGGUCUUAUAUUCCAUCCUAUUGCUUUUAUCUAUUUUUAUAUUUAUUGUAACUUGAAACUUUUGUAUGACUCGAUGAAAUAAAUUUUAAUCAGUUUCA
Messenger RNA from Coccinella septempunctata (seven-spotted ladybird), 2571 nucleotides. RefSeq names its product thyroid receptor-interacting protein 6. Lineage: Eukaryota; Metazoa; Arthropoda; Insecta; Coleoptera; Coccinellidae. The record is from RefSeq and is a predicted model, not a curated record. Bases 185 to 1855 code for a protein of 556 amino acids. The transcript is spliced from 11 exons. Gene Ontology annotation, cellular component: stress fiber; focal adhesion. Gene Ontology annotation, biological process: cell-cell adhesion.